UAAACUACAUUUGCUCAAUUUGCACACUGAUUAAUACUUCGAUCUGAAUCUUUGCUGACCUUUGUGUCACAUAUCUGUGCGGGAUAUAUUUGUACACAAGGCAAUUUUACUUUGUCCGUUGAGGUAUCAGGGACCACUUUCAAGUCAGAUUCUCCAGUCCGCGCAACAAUUUCUGAAGCCGGGGUCACCUAGUCAUGGUGAACCAGACGAGCGCCUUGCUGAUGGUGUUGGUCGCCAUGCUGUCAUUAUCGAAAGGCCAAUCUAAGACACUUGUCGUUACAUCAAUUCUUGAACCACCGUUUCUGUUUUUGAAGGAGUUUACGAGCAACGGGAGCCAGUUGUCCGGCAAUGACCGUUUUGAGGGAUAUGUGGCGGAUCUCCUCGAACUUGUGGCUAAGGAAGCUGGCUUCCAGUAUGAGAUAAGACUGGUCCCUGAUGGAAAGUUUGGAGAGAUUGUGAGGAAUGAAGGGGGGAUAACGUGGAACGGAAUGAUCGGCGAGUUAAUAAUGAAGACUGCAGACAUUGCAGCCGGCCCCCUGACCAUUUCUUCCAAGCGCUCGCGCGUGGUGGACUUCGGUACACCGUUCAUGGCUAGUGGGAUUGGCAUACUUGUGAAGAAGGAAGCCGGGUCUGACUGGAGGACCUCGCCCUUCUUCACGCAGACGUUCAGUACCGGGGUGUUGGCCUGUAUCGCAGUCAGUCUAAUUGUGGUGGUCAUACUGUUCUACCUCAUCAGCCGAUUCGAUCCAUACGAGCGCCACUCUAAGACUGUCAAAGACGACCAUAAUGGCGGAGUGAUGGGGGCACUGUGGCUUAUCUGCGGCGGGCUAGUGCUUCAAGGUUACGCCAAGCGACCAACGUCCUUUGCUGCCUUCAUCCUCGUCAUCAGCUGGUGGAUAUUCUGCCUAAUUCUCUUCGCAAACUUUCUGUCAAAGAUGAUUAAUAUGGAGUCUGGGCAGGCGACAGUAAGGAGCCAGAGUUCGUGGACACCCGAGAAGCUCAUCCUGGACAGCAACAUCAAGCUCUUAGCCAUCAAUGAGUCCAACACUGCCUCCUUCCUCUGCUCGUCCCAGCUGUAUGUUUACAAAAAGGCCUGCGAAAAACUGGUCUUUGCCAACAGUAGCGCGGCGGGAGUGGAGAAGGUUUUGAGCGGGGGAUAUGCGUUCUUCAUGGAGACGCCUUGGAUUAAGUACACUACACAAAGGUACUGCGAACUCACUUCAGUUGACGAGAUACUUCAUCAAACUUUUUACGGCCUGGCAACGCCGCUCGGCUCAGACAACACCCGCGAGCGACUUCUCUUGGGCGUCUUGGAACUCCGAGAGAGCGGCCAACUUGCAGAGCUGGAAAGAAAAUGGUGGAGGAACGCCGGAUCAUGCAAAGGCAACAAGAAGGCAAAGGCAACAGCGCCGCUAGAAAGAUCCGGCCCAGUCACGCCUUUGGAAAUAAGAAACGUUUUCCUUUUCCUGAUAGUCGGUUGUAUUUUGGCGGCCAUUGCAAUGUCUGUUGAGAUACUUUACUUCCGGUUCAAAGGUCAGAAACCUACUGCUGACCAAGUGCCGCCUGACUCGCCAGAUGCAAAUGAUAGUCAGUUACCACUGCAAGAUACAACUGAAAAGAACAAUGAUGUUACGGAAUUGGCGUAGACAAAUUGCUUGAUUUAGUAAAAGUUGAACUGAAACUACUUUCAGUUGAACUGAAAUUAUUGCAGCUGAAACUUAUGUUAAGCUGGAGAUGUCAGUCUAAUGUAUGGGUUUGAACUGCCUAGGGAUUCUUAACCUCCCUGUAGCAAACAGUGUGGGGAAUAUACGAAUAACUUACAAUUAGAAUUCGAUUUUGUAGAAAUUUGCAAAUAGCAUGAUUAUAGCUCAUCGUAGAAUAUAGGUAAGAUCUGCAUAUAUAUAUUUUAUUACAGAAUGAAUGAACUUAUAUUCACAUACUCUUUCGAGAUAAAGUUUUGCCAUGAAGCAAAAGGGACAAUUUUGCAUAGCGGUAUUAUUGCGUCGGUAUAGCAGUUUGAAGGAAUAGACUGUCCGGAUGAGUUCAAUACUGCAGAGGAUCACGAGGGUGAACUUAAAGAAGGACUACGUUUUGCCUUGCUGCCGUUCAUAUACAUGUAGGGGGCAGUUCCGGCCUGCAUCAGAACAUUUAUGCAACUAUCCAUCUGUCGGUGUACACUUUUUUUAUUUAAUCCGGCAGUGUCCUCUAUCCACGACCUCUGUAACUUCUGCUCGGCAUGUUUCGGUAGGAGCCAAAGAAAUGCCCGAAGCUCCUUUUAAAUUCCCUCGCUAGUGGUGAUUCUAGGAGCAGUUUCGCAUACGUUCAGUAUUCCAGUUCGGAGAAAAAGCAAUCCAAGUCAUGAACUCGUACCAGGUAAUGGACCAUCAGGUAAAAUAAAUGAUACAUCUAGUGAAA
Molecule: messenger RNA, 2415 nt
Organism: Lineus longissimus
Lineage: Eukaryota; Metazoa; Nemertea; Pilidiophora; Heteronemertea; Lineidae
Product: glutamate receptor 2-like
Exons: 10
Coding region: 195-1646 (483 amino acids)
Biological process (GO): monoatomic ion transport; synaptic transmission, glutamatergic; modulation of chemical synaptic transmission
Cellular component (GO): postsynaptic density membrane; plasma membrane
Molecular function (GO): transmitter-gated monoatomic ion channel activity involved in regulation of postsynaptic membrane potential; glutamate receptor activity
Source: RefSeq, a predicted model, not a curated record